Molecule: messenger RNA, 574 nt
Organism: Pongo pygmaeus (Bornean orangutan)
Lineage: Eukaryota; Metazoa; Chordata; Mammalia; Primates; Hominidae
Gene: HIGD2A
Product: HIG1 hypoxia inducible domain family member 2A
Exons: 2
Coding region: 1-321 (106 amino acids)
Biological process (GO): mitochondrial respirasome assembly
Cellular component (GO): mitochondrion
Source: RefSeq, a predicted model, not a curated record
AUGGCGACUCCCGGCCCUGUGAUUCCGAAGGUCCCCUUUGAACCAUCGAAGCCUCCAGUGAUUGAGGGGCUUAGCCCCACUGUUUACAGGAAUCCAGAGAGUUUCAAGGAAAAGUUCCUUCGCAAGACCCGCGAGAACCCGGUGGUACCCAUAGGUUGCCUGGCCACGGCGGCCGCCCUCAGCUACGGCCUCUACUCUUUCCAUCGGGGCAACAGCCAGCGCUCUCAGCUCAUGAUGCGCACCCGGAUCGCCGCCCAGGGUUUCACGGUCGCAGCCAUCUUGCUGGGUCUAGCUGUCACCGCUAUGAAGUCUCGACCCUGAGCCCAGGGUCUGGCCUUGAAAGCUCCGCAGAAAUGAUUCCGAAACCCAGGAGCAACCACUGGCCCUAUCAUGGGACUUACUCCCUCCUCUCCUUUGAGAGGCCCAUGUGUCGUUGGGGGAGGAAGUGACCCUUUGUGUAACCGUGACGGAAAGUUUUUUCAAAAAUCCUAGAUUCUGUUGUUUGAAUGUUACAUACUUCUAUUUGUGCCGCAUCUCCCCUCCACUCCCCUGCUUAAUAAACUCUAAAAAUCCA